AUGUCAAAAUCACGUCCAGUUGUUCCUCCAAAACCUGCGCGUCUUUCAAUCAACAAUUCAAAAAAAAACGAACAUAACGAUGACUCUCUUACAAAUUCUCGAGGGUCAGAGUUACAAAUUUGUGACUCUCCAAGGACAGAAUCCCCUGUAAGCUCUAGUCCGAAAACACCCACCAACGGAGAAGAGACCACACCCAUCAACACGAACAAGUCAAAUGACGAGCAGUUACUCUCGCCAACCUUGUCUGGACGUCAGGCGAGAGCUCUCUACGAUUUCGAGGGGAUACCGUCGUAUCGUGAACUUUCUUUUCGUGCGGGAGACGUACUGACAGUAUUGAAGCAACAGCUGGCGGAAGGCUGGUCUUUAGGCCAAAAAGACGGAAUAACUGGUCUAAUUCCAGAGGCUUAUAUUACUUAUAUUAAUGAUUUUACGGAACUACCUAAUGCAACACUGGAAAAAACUUCUUUUCAACCUAGUAAUCUCAGUAAUAAUUCACCCCUACCAACGCCCACGCCACUUACUCCCAUGACAGGUACAUAUAAUAGUUUACUAAGAGGACGCCAGUUAAAUAGGUUUAGCUGGUUCGUCACUAUCGGAGUCGAAGAAUUUAUAUUGAACGGUGGCUUGAACAAUAAUAAUGACACCUCGCGUCUGGAAGAAGUAAGGGAGAAUGAUCAAGAGGAGAAUGAUGAAAUAACCGAAUCUGAUAAACAUUACAUUCAGAGUGGUCCUAGCUGGCGGGAGAAAGCUCCACUGUUCAAAGUUAUGGUCCAUAGUCCGGAAAAAAGAGUUAAAUUGGGAGGAAUGCAAGAGUAUACCAUUUUUUAUGUUACUUCUAUGUUUUCUGAAGGAACCCAAGUCACCGUAGAAAGAAGAUUUUCUCAAUUUGAAUGGUUACAUGAUAGAUUAUCGAUUAAAUUCGGACCUCUAGUUAUACCACCACUUCCAGAAAAACAAUAUUCAGGCCGAUUCAAUGAAGAAUUUAUAGAAAAACGUCGUCGCGCAUUAGAGAGUUUUAUCAAUCGUUUGGCACGUCAUCCUGUAAUAAGAUAUUCUGACCUUUUGACACAUUUCCUAAGUUGUGAAGAUGAUUCGGAAUGGCGUAAACGCGAAAAAUUAUUUGAUUCUGAUAAAAUAAUAGGCCAAGUAUUUUUCCAACAUGUUUAUCAUCCAGAGUUCAAUAUCGAUGAUGGAGAUAUUGAAACAUUUGAACGAUUCGAAGCUUUUACGCGUGGAAUGGAAAAAUUAAUGCCGUAUGUUAAUGAAGCGACAACUGCACAUAAAGAUUCUAUGAGUGGAGAUGGAAACGAAUGCACAAAUGAAGAGGGUGCUUGGUGUUGGCGAGACGGAUGUCAAAGUUGUCAAAAUCUUACUAAAGCGAUGCAGGCCACCGCUGAAAGUAUGCAAACUAUAGGGGACUUGUAUAAUUCUUAUACAAAAGAUGAAUGUGCCGCGCUCAUAGAAAAUCUCAAAGAUUAUAAUCACCCCGUUAGUAAUUAUGAGGCACUAGUAGAUACACACAUGGGAACAUAUAAGAAAUUUAAAGAAGUUGCAACCACAGAUAAUGACGAGGCACCGAAAACAGAAAAUCCAGAUUCUGAAGAAAUUCGUUCGCGUUGUGAGACGGUAUUCAAUGUGACACUUGCUGAAGUAGAUCGAAUUCAUGAUGAACGAGUAACCGAUUUCAAAGACAUCACCAAAAAAUUUUUAGAUGGACAAAUCGAGUUAUAUGGAAAGAUACUCGAAGAACUUCGACAAGCACGAUCAAACUUUGAUGAUCCACACUACUCCUCCCUCUCGCAAACACCAAUCUCACCCAGUAAAUACGAAGCACACAUCGACGACCAAAGACCACUUAUAUCGCGCCCGGUGUCUGUUGCAUCCGUCGGAUCAAUGUCGAGCGUAGUUGGUGGGGUGGUUGAUGGGGUUGGAAGUAUGGGAAGUUUCUUGUUGAAAAAAACUGCGAGAACUUCACUGGGUCGCGUUACUUCCACGUCGUCGUCAAUGUUUGAUAUAUGGUGGGGUAGAAGCUGA
Molecule: messenger RNA, 2034 nt
Organism: Ambispora gerdemannii
Lineage: Eukaryota; Fungi; Glomeromycota; Glomeromycetes; Archaeosporales; Ambisporaceae
Source: the annotation of a GenBank genome assembly